Osmerus eperlanus (European smelt) is the source of this 2756-nucleotide messenger RNA. RefSeq names its product transmembrane protein 100-like. NCBI's taxonomy places the organism in Eukaryota, Metazoa, Chordata, Actinopteri, Osmeriformes, Osmeridae. The transcript has a single exon. Gene Ontology annotation, biological process: cellular response to BMP stimulus. Gene Ontology annotation, cellular component: plasma membrane. The coding region runs from base 604 to 1050 and encodes 148 amino acids. The record is from RefSeq and is a predicted model, not a curated record.
UCCGGAGUGAGGGUCCCACCCACAAUCUCUCCUUGGCCACUCCUCCCUAUCUUGCUCUCUUUAUACUCUACGGGAGCUGGAGACACAACACACAACGUGCUGCUGCUGCUGAGAGAGAGUGGACCAUCACACACACACACACACUCAGGCAGCACAUACACAUACACACAGACACAGGGUGAGUGUGAACUCUCGCAGGUGGAGCGUAAGGGUACAGCUCGUUUGUUUUGCCUCCAUUUUUCGGUCUCGUCUCUCUUUUUCUGUCGAGGGUUUCAUCCAUUCUCCCUCACUCUGUUUCCCCUCUGUGUCUUUAUUUAACUGUCAUUCUCUUUUGGUUUUCCCUCUUGUUAUUUCCUCUUGUUUUUUCCUCUCUUUCUCGUCCUUUCCCUUCCUCUCUUCCUUUUCUCUUUCUCUUCAGUAUCUUUCCUUAAACUCCUCUGAUCUCUCCUUCACUCCCAUCCAGGCCAAUGCUGGCUUACCACAGUAGAUACAGUGGAACCCCCAGCAGCAGUAGAGCCACCCAAGGCAGCGAGGGGAGAACCAGAGAGCGGACAUUCACAGACACCCUCUCCCUCCUCCUCUCGCCAAGACAGCGGCUCUGAAAUGGGCUGCUCCUCGGGCCGCAUUCCCUGCCAGCCACCUGCCCCAGCCCUUCACCCAGACCUGGACUGUAGUGGAGGAGGAGGGGGCAGCGAUGGACCAUCCCUACCCCAGGAUGGAGAGGGUCAGGAAGAGGACAGUGAGGUGGUCAAACCCCCACAGUCACUCCCCACAUUGGAGCGCCUGGCACAGGCCACAGGGGGAACGGAGAAGUCCUGGUACCGGUGCGUAUUCCCGUUUGGUGUGAUCUCGCUGGUGAUAGGUGUGGCAGGCACGGGCGUGACAUUCACCUUCAAUACGAUGCGCCGGACCAAGGUGGUGUCAGUGGUGCUGCUGGCUGUGGGUGUGGUCAUGCUGCUGAUGGCCGCCAUCUGCUGGAGGGCUCACCGUCAGAGGAGAAGGAGGAAGAAGGAAGGAGGGUUUUUCUGCUCCGAACAGGGCACCUUGUGAUGGAUGGAGAGGUGGUGAGAUGAAGGGGAUGGGAGGGUUGGAGACAUGGAUAGGAUGCGAGUAUGAAGGAAUGGAGAGGUGGAGAGGAUAGGGGGAUGGAAGGAUGGAAUGAUGAAGAGAUGGAUGGACAGACUGCUUUGAGCGAUCGGUACAGCAGCCUGUACAGAGUGCAGGGCUAAACAUGGAUGAAAAAUACAUUUAUUAUGAACUCUGACACCGAUUGGAUGGAACACUGGGAAUCCUCUCUGGAGGCAGGAAGAGCCUCCUGCGAAGCCCUGAACUGGAGGACUUGGAUCAUCUAGAGGGUGCCUGUGGGUGAGGGUGGAGGAAGUGUCUCUUAGUGACCCAGCCAGGCAGCAUCUGGACCAGCCUGUCUCCAGAGGACACCAGCCUGGGAUCCUGGGAGCAUCUGGAACUCUCAUGGUGUGGGGCUGAGGAGGGAUCUGGGCUGUGUGUGUGUGUGUGUGUGUGUGUGUGUGUUUGAAAGAGAUCGAGACAGAGACAGAGACAGAGGAGAGACAGACGCAGACAGAGAGAGACAGAGAGAGACAGAGAGAGACAGGGUGUUAGAGCAAGAUAAACUGCUCUAGUUUAGUGUUUCUCAACUGAACAGCCUUUCUAGCUCUCUCCCUCUGCCUCUCUUUGCCAACACUGCAUCUCCUAUACAAAGGACUAAAGGAAUUCAAUCUUUAGGUCCUGCUGUUCUUCCUGCUUGUGUGUUCUGUAUGGUGGUCUUCCCUGUGGAGCUAAGGCAAAUCGAUACAAAGCACCAGUUGUGUAUGGAGCUGUGGAGCCCUGGGGCAGCCAUGGCUUGCCCGCUGCCCAGGGAAGGCACCUUGAGUUGGGGCACAGUAAGACCAUAACCUCCCUAGUCUGGAGCUAGUUGUGAUCAUACGUAAAGCUGUACCAUGUUGCUGUGACGCAAGAGAAAAACUGAGGGAAUCCCAUUUCCUACAAACAGGGUUGGAAGGAGGGAAGAAAUACAGAAAAAAAGAGUCUCUCACCCGUGUGUGAACACCAAUCGCCAGCACAUCCAGAUACAUGUAUAAACAUUUUCUCUCUCUCUCUCUGCCUGUCACAGGGGAGAUCCCCCUUCUUCUUCCCAUCUCUCUUUUCCCAUUGUAUUGGAAGAGAUUACUUCUGAGAGUGGAGGGGUAGGGGAACUUCAUUUAACACAGUGGGUAAAUCCUAGCCAAGUGUUCUAGCCUAUUGUAUGUGAGCCAGGAAAACAUGGACCUAAGCAAAUGUAGCAAUGGUAUCAGGAUACUGGAAUUACAACAUCAUCAUUGAUUUAUGUCUGUUUCAGUUAAUUGAUCUAGUUCAUAUCAGAAAACUCUAACAUGUCUUACUGCUAUUUCAGAAGAACAGUGCAUGUUACUGUAAUUUAUUGUAUGUGUGGGUUUUUUCAUUUUUCAGGUUUCAGUUUGGGUGAGCGUGCGUGUCUGUGUGCAUGUGCGCACGCUCUCCCUUUCCUUUCGGUGAAUGUAAGUUUGGUGCUCUCUGGUGAUGUCAUGCACAUGUUAGUGAGGGUUUUGACUGACAUGGGGAUGGUCUGUUUUCUGCCCCCUCCACGUCAGAUCAGAAGACAGAUCCCCUGUCGCUCUGCCUCACACACGCUGCCACGUACUACAAUGAAUGUCAUUUUUUCACGUGAUGUCUCAAAUCACUGUUUGAUUUGUCAAUUUUGCAGUUGUAAUCACAAAUGA